Messenger RNA from Coccidioides posadasii C735 delta SOWgp, 3266 nucleotides. The record is from RefSeq and is a predicted model, not a curated record. Lineage: Eukaryota; Fungi; Ascomycota; Eurotiomycetes; Onygenales; Onygenaceae.
CCCUCUGUCACUGCUACAGAGUCUGGAACCUGCAGGUGCUAUUUUUACACUUGUUUUUGUUUUCUAGUUCGCUUUUCAGAAGGGGACCCUCACAUCCACCCACACCUACUACGCGUUGCGCAGAGCGACAUCACUCGCGCGGCUCUCCCAACCUCCCUGCCUUUACCCCCUUUUCACGCCUCCAUAUCAAGGGGAUCUCCGUCUCCGGUCUUCGUGCUUACCUUCGACGGCUCCACAGGUUCCGCUGCCCGUAACCUAGAACCUCUCCGUCGACUGCUGGAUCCUCAAGCUCGUCCCACAACUGACGAAACCGCUCCUGGUGCCGUGGUUCUGCGAGACAACAGUUGUCUCUCGGCAAGAGACAGUUAACUUUGAUCUUCUUGUCUCGUCUUUCUUUUCAAGCCGACGUCCUCUUGUGAGUCUCUGCCAAGUCUCAGCUAUCACCAGAUCUUGUUAUCUUCUUCAUACCGCCAUUCUUCCCAUCAUCGAGUUGCGAGUCCGUUCCCAUCUGCUGAGGCUCAUUUCGGCCGUGCUACUCGUCGGUUGCCAUAACCCCAGUCGCUCGUUAAUCCUUCAACCUGUUGCGUCCACCGCUCUCCCGUUCUCGCGGCGUCGAUAUCACCAUAUCCCUAUUUUGCCUUCUCACUUGAGCUGCGAUUUAUUGCCAUCCACUGUUGCAAAUGUUGAUGAAUGUCGAUGACCUAUUUGACGCCUGUCGGUCUCCUUAUCGGAUUUUAAUCUUACAUCUUUCUUCUUCAAUUUGUGCAGAAUUUUGAACUCCCCCCUUCUGGAUAGUGUGGAGAUUUCACACUCCUUCCCGCCCCCGGUUUUCGACUUCUACUUCGAUUUCCUUCGUUGCUCAAGCCGUUUUAUGAUAUUCAACUUUUUUAAUCACCAUGAAUUCCAACGUGAACCGAGCGAAAAAAGUACCCCAACUUCGCCUGAAUUCCGGCUAUCAUGAUCCUUUUACAGACCAGUCAAAUGGUGUGGGCGAGUUCUCCGCCGCAUCUCGUCCAUUGAUCGCACCUCCUGAACCGCCUUAUUCGCCAGUUAGUCGGCUCAAUUCCUCUCCAGAGCGUCUGGCCAUUCCCCCGACAAGAGCGUACCUCGAGACUCGCCGGCACAAUGCAGAAUCACACCACGAUUUAUCGUGUAGAUCGAGCUGGACCUCCGACGCAGGGAGUCGUAACAGUCGUCAAUACUUCGAAUACUACCCAUUUGGAGAGUCGAAAGUUUCAUCGCGAGAAGGGAGCGACGAGGAUGUGAUCAACACGCAAACCGUUGCUGAGAAAUUUGCCAUCUUCCCGGAUAAGGAUCUCAUAGUCUUCCCGCACGACGUGGAAAAGGACGACGAGAUGCAUAAUCCCGACCCAGAGGAUAAAUACCGGGAUUGUCGGGUGUGCACAAAAAGAGGAUUCCUGAACGUUGGCGCCUUGCUUUUCAUUUGUUUAGGCCUUUUGACUCUUUUCAUUGGUUACCCAGUUAUCACCUUUGCCGAAAAAUUGAUUCGUGGCUCUGAUCCAACUGGCUGCAAUGCUGAUCCGAUGUGUCUUGAUGUCGGAAAAAUUUCAAUGAAAAAUAUUCGAACUUCAUUGAUUGACCCUGAUACCCCUGAUUCAGCAAAGUCAAUUACUGCGGCGGAUGGCAAAAAGUGGGAGUUAGUGUUUUCUGAUGAGUUCAAUCGGGACGGACGCACCUUUUUUGAAGGAGAUGACCCAUUUUUGCAAGCAGUUGAUAUUUGGUAUGGCGUUACACAGGAUUUGGAAUGGUAUGACCCUGAUGCCGUUACGACAAAGGACGGCGUUUUGGAGAUACGAUUUGAUGCUUUUCAAAAUCAUGGACUAAAUUAUCGAUCUGGUAUGGUGCAGUCGUGGAAUCAGCUGUGCUUCACUGGAGGGCGUUUGGAGGCGAGCAUAUCCCUUCCUGGUCGAGGCGAUACCUCUGGUCUUUGGCCAGGUUUCUGGUCCAUGGGCAAUCUCGGACGACCUGGAUAUGCCGCUACAACCGAAGGCAUGUGGCCAUACACUUACCACGACAAGUGCGACGCUGGUAUUACUGCAAACCAAAGCUCCACAGAUGGGAUUAGCUUUCUUCCCGGGAUGAAACUUCCAGCCUGCACGUGCGACGGCGAGGACCACCCAACACCCGGAAAGUCGCGAUCCGCCCCGGAAAUUGACGUUAUUGAAGCCAGUGUCCAUCCACUAAAUAAGGAAGUUCCAUCAACCAUCGGUGAUGUAUCGCAAAGUGCACAAAUUGCACCUUUUGAUAUUUGGUAUAUGCCAAACUAUGAAUUUAUGGAAUUGUAUGAUCCCAAAAUCACGCAUAUAAAUGACUACCGCGGUGGCCCUUUCCAGCAAGCCAUUUCUGGAAUCACCAACUUAAACAACGACUGGUAUGACGGCAAAGCAUAUCAAGUAUACGCCUUCGAAUACACGCCUGGUGCGAAAGGAGAAAUAACGUGGUUUGUCGGUAAAGAUAAAACCUGGAAACUCGAUGCACGUGCCAUCGGGCCCAAUGGGAAUAUCGGACAGCGAGUGAUCCCCGUCGAGCCCAUGGCAAUUAUCAUGAACUUGGGCAUGUCCCACAGUUUUGCACCGUUGAACCUGACAGGUCUAGCGCCAUUGCUCCCGGCAAAGAUGAGAUUCGACUACGUGAGACUGUACCAGGAUCCUGAUAAGAAAAGCGUGACUUGUGACCCGCCAGGGAUGGAGACAACGCGCUAUAUCAAGAAGCACAAGGAAGUCUAUACCAAUCCUAACCUGACAACCUGGUCGCAGACAGACUACUCAUGGCCAAAGAACGACUUCGUCCAUGGAUGCGGUUAAUUGCAUUCUCUCUCAUGCGUCCUCUUUGCUUUCGCGACUAUCCCGCAUCUCAAGCAUUUUUUUUUCCCCUGCACCUUUCUCAUUCUGUUUUACUUCGAACCGUUCUCUAGACACCUCAUUAUUCUACGCAUUUCUUCCUGUAAAUGUAUGAAUUUGUAUAAUUGCCGCCUCUAUUUUUCAUUUUUGUUUUCAACUGCAUCACCAUCUUCCAAUUUUUCAUGCUAUGUGUUCCUGUUUUCUUCUUUCCUGCAAUGAUUGCAUUUAGCGUGGCGGCGCCUUAGCAGGCAUUUGGCUGGUGAAAUUAAAACAUAUGCAGAACCCCCAAAAAAAAAAGCAAGCAAGCAUGCAUAAUCAUAAAAACCAGACUCAAAGAGGCCUCACUUGGUAGGUGCUUGGGUUGUCUGCAUACAUCAAUAUAUGCACCCUGCACUCCCCAGUAGC